UCGUUUCGGGGAUUUUCCAGCAAAGCAGGAGAACAAAGCCUGAAGAAUUUCUUUGAAAAAGUCACUCAUCAUAAAAGCAGCUUAUUUUGUCUUUUGAGGUUUACCUCUCCAGCCAGCCAAAAUUCCCCCCAAACGCAGACAGCAGGACCGUCCUGCGCUUUCGCGGCUCGCUGGCAGGAAGGGACUGGUGGCAGCGGGGGUCCUGGGGAUCAUGAUGGUUCUGGUUUUGGUUGUCCUUAUUCCAGUUCUGGUGAGCUCAGCUGGAACAUUAACGCACUACGAGAUGCUCGGCGCUUGUAGGAUGGUGUGCGACCCAUACAGCACAACUACUCCAAGCAGCACCGGCGCUCCAGACGCGGUCCCGGACAACAGCCUCCUGCAGUCGUUGCCCACUUUUAUCCAGGGUCCCAGAGGAGAACCGGGUCGUCCGGGUAAGGUGGGACCAAGAGGAGCUGCAGGUGAACCCGGAUACCCCGGUCCAGCUGGGCCACCAGGAAAUAGAGGUGAGCCGGGGAAACCUGGUUUACCAGGACCCCCGGGACCCAACGCAGUUGCUGGCGCAAUCAGCGCCGCCACAUACAGCACUGUGCCAAAGAUCGCCUUUUACGCAGGACUGAAAAAGCAGCACGAAGGAUACGAAGUGCUCAAAUUUGACGACGUAGUGACUAAUUUGGGAAAUCACUACGACCCAACUUCUGGAAAGUUCACGUGUUCCAUCCCUGGGAUUUAUUUCUUCACUUAUCACGUUCUGAUGCGUGGAGGAGAUGGGACCAGUAUGUGGGCAGAUCUUUGCAAAAACAAUCAGGUACGUGCCAGUGCCAUAGCCCAGGACGCUGACCAAAAUUAUGACUAUGCCAGUAACAGUGCUGUGUUGCAUCUGGAGCCAGGAGACGAGAUCUACAUCAAACUAGAUGGAGGCAAAGCUCAUGGAGGCAACAACAACAAGUACAGCACCUUCUCUGGGUUUAUCAUUUAUGUUGAUUAGAUGCUGGCUUUACACAUAACAGUUGUCAUAACUUUAUUUUGCUGGUGAAACUGAAAAUAUAAUUCUCUCUCUGUAAACUAAAUCUUCUGAAUUUGUGAAGAUAAAUUGUUAAAACUCUCAAUUUUAGUUGCUUUUAUGCUUUAAAAGAUAGUUGUGUUGAUGUAGAAAAAAUCUGAAAGAUGCAAGACAGAGGACACGCAAGUCCAGUACUGGAAAACACUGAGAUAACAUUACUGUCAGUCACAUGAUUUGACAUGCUUUUUAAACAAAUAUGUAAAAGAAAUUAGUUGGUAACAGUAAUUCAAAUUUAAAUCAAUUAUUAAGAUACAAGGUGGAAUAAAUCACUGUCCUCUAAACAAGGUGUGUUACCAAAAAUUAUCAACGUACAUAUUCAACUGUUUCAACUGCUAGAAUGUUUGUACAAAGUACAAGUUGAAAAAAAUGCUGGUAUCACUUCAGAGUAAUUUGACAUGAUAUAUCAAUUAAUGAGGAACUACUCAUCAACUGUUUGGUGUUUCUCAAAUCAGGUCUAUUUUUUUUGUCUUUUUCUUUAUGCAAACUAAAAGAAAUUUCUCUGUGAUCUCUAAGUAUACACAUAUAAGUAUGGGGAAAACAUACAAAUAACAUAAUUAAAACAGCUAAGAUGUCUAAGUGCAACAAGUGAGCUAGACAAUCUUAACAUUAAGUUCGGCUAUUUAGAAAGAUUUAUUUAUUUAUGGCGGUCUGAUGAGGGCUUUGAGGAAUCUGAUGAAACUCACAACGUUCCUGCAGCCACUCAAACAGAGAGGAGGGACGCUCCUUAGCUCCCCUCACUGUCCUCUGCAGGACAGAGGACAGUGAGGGGUAAUGUCUGUGGUACUGCAGCUGCUGAAUGACAUUGAGGUGCCAUACAGCAGUACAUCAACAGACUCUCAAUCACUCCUUGGUAAAAAUUGUAAAAUUCUGACUGUGCUUCAUUCUGUCAGGCUCUGCUGGCUGCAUUUAAUCCCAGCACUGGUUUUUUGUUGUUGUUGUUUUAAUCAGAACAAGUAAUCAAAGGUCUGCUGAACUUUCUGCUAACACUCAAGGACUCAAUGCAGGUUACUGGGUUUCCUUAGAGAGAGACAGAGAAAGAGAAAGAGAA
Messenger RNA from Xiphophorus maculatus (southern platyfish), 2108 nucleotides. RefSeq names its product complement C1q like 3 (gene c1ql3a). NCBI's taxonomy places the organism in Eukaryota, Metazoa, Chordata, Actinopteri, Cyprinodontiformes, Poeciliidae. The transcript is spliced from 2 exons. Bases 212 to 985 code for a protein of 257 amino acids. Gene Ontology annotation, molecular function: protein binding. The record is from RefSeq and is a predicted model, not a curated record.